Messenger RNA from Meloidogyne enterolobii, 1252 nucleotides. NCBI's taxonomy places the organism in Eukaryota, Metazoa, Nematoda, Chromadorea, Rhabditida, Meloidogynidae. The record is from the annotation of a GenBank genome assembly.
GUAUUUAAAAAUUCUAUUGCCCCAUGUUGGUUUAAAUAUUCUUUUAUUUACUUAUAUUUCUCUUGGGGCUAUUGUUUUUAUAUUUUUGGAAGCUGAAAAUGAAUUAGAACAAAGAAGAAAUAAAUUGGCACAAAUACUUCAAAUUUAUAAUUUAAUAAUUAACGAAACUUCCUCUGUUUGCCAUUCGGCAGGCGCUCAUUCAUUAAAUUUAAAUACUGUUGAAAGACGUAUGCGCCCAUUACUUUCAGUACUUUCACGUACACAUGAAUAUGAUGAAAGAUUUACUCCAGAGGCACAAAUGUGGACAGAUUCUGAGAAAAGUUUAAACACAAAAUGGACUUUUGCUGCUUCUAGUUUGUAUGCAUUAACUGUUAUUACAUCUACAGGAUAUGAUCAUUUAACCCCUUUAACUGAUGCUGGAAGAAUAUUUACUGUUUUGUAUGGACUAUUAGGAAUUCCUUUAAUGUUUAUUACAGCCGCGGAUAUUGGGAAAUUUCUUUCAGAUUUAGUUAUCAAAACUUAUGGAAAAAUAUUAGCAUUAUUUACUUGGUUAGCUUCCAUUGCAGACACAAUAAGGGAUUUUAUUGUUCAGCCAGAUGAUGAAUCUAUUGAAUCUAGAAAAUGGAGAGAACAUCGAAAACAACGUCGACGUCGUUUAAAUAAUGGUGAAGAUGAUGAAGACGAAGAAGAUGAUGAAGAAAGAGAACGGCUACAAUUACCUAUAUUUAGUUAUUUUGCUUUAGUUGUUGGUUAUUGUGCUAUUGGAAGUGCUUUAUUUAAUGCUUGGGAAAGAGGGGCUGUUUGGUCAUUUAUUCACGGACUUUUUUUCUCUUUUAAUACAAUAACAACAAUUGGUUUAGGGAAUAUUUGUGUAACAAGUAGAAUAUAUUUAAUUUUGGUUAUUCUUUAUGUUAUUAUUGGAUUAGCUGUAAUUACUGCAUCACUCGAUUUAUGUUCAUCAACAUUAAAGAAAACAUUUACUAAACUUCAUUACUUUGGCAGAAAAAUUCGUGAAAUACAUGGAAUACAUGGAUUGAGUAGAGAUAUGAGAGAAGCUAUGAAAAUAAUUUCUGCAAUGAAAAAGAUUAGAGGAAGUAAAGAAAGAAUUACUUUAGAAGAUUUAAAACGUUUUUUGGAAGUACAAGAACAAUUAUUAAGACAGCCAUAUGUUCCUUAUAAUGUACAUAUUUUUAAAUGGAUUGAAGAUGCUGUAAUUUUAAAAUUAAUUUUUAAAAUUAAUAAAAAAAUAUAA